Chelonus insularis is the source of this 1576-nucleotide messenger RNA. Its product is annotated as WD repeat-containing protein WRAP73-like. The record is from RefSeq and is a predicted model, not a curated record. Lineage: Eukaryota; Metazoa; Arthropoda; Insecta; Hymenoptera; Braconidae. Gene Ontology annotation, cellular component: MWP complex; mitotic spindle; microtubule organizing center. The transcript is spliced from 7 exons. Gene Ontology annotation, biological process: microtubule anchoring at mitotic spindle pole body. Gene Ontology annotation, molecular function: protein binding. The coding region runs from base 58 to 1431 and encodes 457 amino acids.
UAUAACGUUCAUUGUUGACAUCUUUGUUUACAAUUUCGCAUAUUUCAGUUUAGUGAAAUGUUUCGAAUAUCAAAAAAUCUUUGUUCAUUUUCCCCAUCAGGCAAGUAUCUAGCAACAGUAUUACAAAAUGAAUUGUCAAUAAAAAUUAGCAAAUCUGGAGAAAAUUAUCAUUUGUUUACAUUUCUUGAUACAAUUGAGUAUAUCGAAUGGUGUCAGAAUGAUCAAUUGAUUCUUUGUGCGAGUCCGAAAAAAGCAUUUAUUCAAGUUUUUUCAAUUAAACAACCAGAAUGGGUGUUCAAAUAUACUGAAGGGAGUGCAGGAAUUGACAGUGUUUCUUGGGGGCCAGAUUAUAAAUCUCUAAUAAUUAUAUCCGAGUUUAAGAUUCAAGUUUCUAUUCUUACAUUAGAUGAUCAUCGAGUAACGCAUAUACUAAAUUUAAAAUCCUCAGUAAAACAUCUUGAUGCAAAUGAAUUUUCAAAACAGUUAGCAGUAAUAGUGGCAACAAAUGGUGAAGAAAAUGUUGAAAUUUACAAAGCUGAAGGAUGGAAAUUAAGUAGGAAACUUAUUUGUGAUAAAUUAUUUGCUAUUGAUGGAAUCUCUUGGUCACCAAAUGGAGAGUUAUUAGGUAUAUGGUGUUCAACUAUUGGUAAAUCAAGAUUAUUAAUUUAUUCUACUGUGACUGACUCUCAUAUCGGAGCAUUUAGCAGUGAAAAUAAUUCAAGUAUAGACCAAUUAUCAACAUCAAUCUAUGCAAAUUCAUCAGAAAAACCUGUUAGAGGAAUUGAACAUGUUGUUUGGAGUCCUAGUGGACAAUUAGUUGCUAUUGCAGGCAACAAUGAGACGGUAGCUUUAGUGAAUCACAUCACAUGGUCAGUCAUUUUACAACUUUAUUGCAGUCCUGUUAUAAAAGAUGGCAAUUAUCUUGGAAGAGUCUUCAAAGAGGUUGAUAUUUCAAGAAGAGAUUGGUCUACUUUUACAACUUCAACUUUUAUCAUAGAUCAUCACAUUCGAUAUCUUUUGGAAGAAGUUCAUGAAAGACCUAUAAAUGUACUUAUUGAUGGUGAACCUAAAAAUUGGGAAGUAUCUAUUGCUACAUUUGAUAUUUUAAAAUUUAGUCCAUGUGGAAAAUAUCUAGCAAUAAGACACCAAGUUUAUCCAACAACACUAUGGAUUUGGGAUGUGCUAGAAGACGUUGUUGAUAAUAUUCUAUUGAAAAACUCUGUAUCAGGAAUUGCAUGGGAACCAACGAAAACUCGUUUAUUAAUUUUUUCCGAAUCUUCAACAAUAAUUGAAUGGAAACCAAAUAAAAAAGCAACAUGUUUCGAGUCUCCACGAGGAAUGAAAGUUGUAGAUGGAAAGUGGAACCCGAAUGGUGAAUUAAUUGUUUUAGUAGGAUAUAAUAAAAGUUCAGUGAUAUGUUUAAAGGAUUAAAAUUCAUUGUAUAAAUUAAAAAAUUUUUUUUUACUUUUUUUUUAUAAAGAAAAACGUUAUCAACAUUUCUGUACAGUUUUUUUUCUUAAUUACUGUAUCAAUCACAAAGUUAUGAAAGUAUUAGCUGAAUAUAUUAUUAAAUCAC